AUGUCUGAUCAAGUUAAAAGAACAAUUAGGAUAACAACAGAACAACAUAUUAUGAAAGAUGUACCACCAGUUGAAAAUUAUCCAAUGAGAAAAUGGUCAAUUUCAAUAUCAAUGUUAGAUUCUCAAGGUAAAGAAAUACCUGCCAAAAUCUUGGAUAAAGUAACAUAUACUUUACAUCCAACAUUUGCUAAUCCUAUAAGAUCAUUAAAACAACAACCUUUUAAAAUUGAAGAACAAGGUUGGGGAGAAUUUGAUAUACCUAUUUCUAUUCAUAUUUUAGGAAUAAGUGGUAAAAAUGGUGAACGAAAAUUUCAACAUGAUUUAAAUUUUUUACAAGAAAAAUAUAUUAAUGAUCAUGUAAUUUCAAUUCCUGUUGGACCAAAUAAAAAUCCUCAAUUAAAUAAAUUAUUAACAGAAAGUGGGUCAUUACCAUUUGAAGAAAAUUCAAGUUCUUCUUCAGGUAUAAAAAGAAAAUUAGAUUCAGCAAAUGGUCCAUCAUCAUCAUCAACUUCAAAUGUAAAUCAAUCACAAGCUUCAAUAAUUGAUAAAAAGAAAUCAAAGGGAGCAAUGAAAGGUAAUAUUGAUUUAGAAAAAUUAUCCAAUGGAUUAACUAAAUUAAGUGAAGAUGAUUUAAUUGUUAUAGUACAAAUGGUUACUGAUAAUAGAACAAAUGAAAUGAAUAUUAAAAAUGAUGUUGAUAAUGGAGAAUUUACAAUGGAUUUAUAUACUUUACCUGAUUCUUUAUUAAAAAGUUUAUGGGAAUAUGUUAAAAAACAUACUGGUGAAGCUUAA
Lodderomyces jiufengensis is the source of this 792-nucleotide messenger RNA. RefSeq names its product TATA-binding protein-associated factor (gene TAF14). Gene Ontology annotation, molecular function: histone binding. The record is from RefSeq and is a predicted model, not a curated record. Gene Ontology annotation, biological process: regulation of transcription by RNA polymerase II; chromatin remodeling. NCBI's taxonomy places the organism in Eukaryota, Fungi, Ascomycota, Pichiomycetes, Serinales, Debaryomycetaceae. Gene Ontology annotation, cellular component: NuA4 histone acetyltransferase complex; Swr1 complex. The transcript has 2 exons. The coding region runs from base 1 to 792 and encodes 263 amino acids.